AUGAAUAGGCCAAUCGUUGAUGACUACUUUUAUAAGCUAAGAGAAACCAUCGAAAAGCUAAAGUUAUUUGACAAACCAGGUAACAUUUAUAAUACGGACGAAAAAGGGUGCAGAUUGACAAUUCAUAGGCAACCAAUUGUUUUAGCCAGAAAAGGGGCAAAGCGCGUACAUUUAACCGCACCCGAGCAUGGGGAAAAUGUGUCAAUUGUAGGUUGUGGAAACGCACUGGGUCAAUCAGUACCACCUUUUGUGCUUUUUAAAGGACAAAGGUUAAAACCAAAAUGGUUUGAUCACUUGCCACCUGGCUCAAAAGCAAUUGUCACAAAUAAAGGAAGCAUGACAUGUGAAGCCUUUAUUGUAUGGCUUACUCAUUUUUCCUCAUUCAAAAAUUCUGGCCCAACACUACUAAUAUUCGAUGGGGCUAAAAUUUACCUUGAUAUUUCUAUAGUUGAUGUAGCAGACCGUAUGGGCAUAACUUUAUUUUGUCUUCCAAGCAACACUUCACAUGAGUUGCAACCCAUGGACAAGUCUGUAUUUAAAAGUUUUGAGACGUUUUGGGAUCAAAAAGUUUUGCAGUUUUUAAUGAUAAACCCUGGAAAAGCAAUUACGAAAAUGAGGUUUGGAGAAAUUUUUACUCCCGUUUGGUUCAAAGCGAUGAUUCCAUCAAACAUUAUUUCUGGUUUUAAAGCCACCGGUAUAUAUCCAUUUAGAUCAGAGGCUAUACCUGAAGAGGCUUAUGCACCAAGUUUGAUCACCCACAGAGAAGAAAACGACGUAGUAAAUAAUUCUCAAGGUGUAUCAGAUGUUGUGGAAAGUUCUUGCAGGUCAAUUGAGUCUGCAGACAAAAACAAAGCAAGUACAAGCGGAUAUCAACUACUAAAAAAACCGCUUCAAAAAAGAAAGAAGAGUCCCGUUUCUAGCACAGAUACCGAAUCACUAUCGGAUUUUAGUCUUGACGAUGAUUCACUUGACGAUAUAUCCGAUGAAAAUGAACCUUUGGUAAAUUUGAAAAAAAAAGUUUAG
Messenger RNA from Anthonomus grandis grandis, 1023 nucleotides. RefSeq lists its product as uncharacterized. The record is from RefSeq and is a predicted model, not a curated record. The coding region runs from base 1 to 1023 and encodes 340 amino acids. Gene Ontology annotation, molecular function: nucleic acid binding. Lineage: Eukaryota; Metazoa; Arthropoda; Insecta; Coleoptera; Curculionidae. The transcript has a single exon.